Manihot esculenta (cassava) is the source of this 880-nucleotide messenger RNA. Its product is annotated as small polypeptide DEVIL 4. Lineage: Eukaryota; Viridiplantae; Streptophyta; Magnoliopsida; Malpighiales; Euphorbiaceae. Gene Ontology annotation, biological process: negative regulation of cell population proliferation. Bases 551 to 703 code for a protein of 50 amino acids. The transcript has a single exon. The record is from RefSeq and is a predicted model, not a curated record.
AGCUAUCUACAAAUUGAAAGUUGCCCAUAAAAACUGUUGAAUUUUGUCACCUUAUUCAAGUAAUGGCCGACCCGUUAUGCUAUGCUGCCGAUGGAAUGGAUAGCUGAAGCUGAUGCCCACACGAGUUGGGAUUACCAACAAAAUGAAUCUUGGCUUCUUUCUUCUUUUCUCUAUGAAUACAUGCAUUCUGUCACAUGCUUUGACCAUUCAAUCACUUACCCAAGUCUGAUUGUCACUGCCACCCUGAUCUAAACUGGGGCAGAGUCGUUGCCCAUAGAGAAAUGUUAACAAAAAAUUAAUAAAAUUUUUGGUAUAGCGUGAAGAGGGACCCAGAGGGCAUGCCCUUUCAUGCCCCAUCGUUGGCUGUCUACAACACCAAUGUGGGCUUGGACCACUUUCUCAUCUCCUAUAUAUCCCUUCCUCCACUUCCAUUCCAUCUCAAUCCCAACUCCAUUACUACAACUUAAUACCCACAAGCAAAGAUUUUUUUUAAAAAAAAUUCUUUUUUACUUGCCUGAUAAAAAGAAGCAGAGGCAGCUGAUCACUAGAGAUGAAGAUGAGCAGCAGCAGCAGCUCCAUCACCAUGGGAGUAUCAAAGAGAAGGAUUUCUAGCAGAGGUCUGGGAGCUGCACUUAAAGAGCAAAGAGCUAGGCUUUAUAUUAUAAAGAGAUGUGUGGUAAUGCUCCUCUGUUGGCAUGACUAGUUGCCAACUACUGGCUUCCCAUGGAACCUCAUUUUCAAUUUUCCUUCCUUCUUUUUCUCAGUGGAGCAGUGUAAAUAUCUCCGGCAGGAUAUCCAUAUAUAAUGUUAUACAGAAGUUACGUUAAUUCUCAACAAAUUCUGUUACGUGUUUGGCCUUAAAAAUUUUUCUUUUUUCUGG